UAUUUGUUUGCUUCAAAUUGUGUUUUUUUUCUUCCCUUUAACCAGGAAUGCUUUCUUGCCGUUCAUAUUUUUAAAUGCAUUUUGUUUUGAGACAGCAAUGCCCUUUUCUCGUUCGUGUAGAUUUAACAUUCGAGAUUGUUUUCACCAUUUCUAUUACGAUGUGCUAUUUAUUUGUUUUUUUUCCCAAACCCUGCUAUAAUUUUGUAGUGCUGCAGGUCCGUUGGAUGAUUUGCUUUUAAAAUUUGCUGGCAUUUUUAUUAUAUUGAAUGUUUUCCUAAAAUUUCUUAGUGGUUGAAUGUGUAGGAUAGAUCACUGAAUUUAUGAUGUCCUUUUUAUGUGUUUUUUCAUAACCCUACAAGAAAUUGUCCAUGCUAUGCAGUAAACCCUCUUCACUGUAAAAAAGUUUAAGAAUGAACGCGAUUUAUAUAGUCUUUGAUGUCGGCAAGGCAUACUUUUUUCAGUGUUAAAUUUUAAACUACAGCCAUCCAUUAGUAAGCGUGUUUGGUUGAGCUGAGAUUAGUUUGAGAAUUCUGGAAUUUGUUUUUUAUUUAUAUUUUAAUUUUGUUUAUAUUUGGCGGAGCCCUUUGUAUUUUAAUUUAUCAGAGAACAACAAAGACCGAUUUCACCUUAGCAAGAAAUAGCAACAAAUAAGAGAAAGAAGCAUAAACGUGAAAGUUGAACACAGAUAUGCCUUCAAGAAACUCACUCAUGGGUGAAAUCUCUAGCAAAUUCUGAGCAUACUCACACUUAAAUCUUCUCCAAAAUGGCAAGUUUGUGGUGAGAGUUGAACCUAACCUGAUUUGUUCUUUUCGGCCGGUCGCUCUUCGGAAUUGGGUGCGAAAUUAGUUGGGGUUAAAGUGGUGGGGAUUAAGAACUUGAGCUGCAAGAAGGUUUAUUGAUGGAAUAGUUGGUUUAAUUAGAUGAUUGAGAUUUGAGUUUGGACUGGAAUUUUUCUGCCGGAAAUUUAAGGCUCACGAUGUACAGUUUAUUGGCCUUCCCAAAAUCUACAAUUGAAUAGAAGCGUUCAGGAAGAAAAUUUGAAGGGGAGACAAAAGAGAGACGAGAAAAGGAGAGUUGGGUAAAUGGGGGCUUGCUGUUGUUCCUUGAAAGGAGAUAAUCAGAUCGAUUAUAGCUCUGGGGUGAUCUCUCAUGGACGCUAUUGUAUUCCUGGUUGCGCCACAUGUUCCAAUGGAGUGGCUUUUACUUCAAGGACAGAAAAUCAGGACUCUUCUUCUGUGCUAGAGAGAAGACAUUUGCAGACAGAACAAAGUAGAGCAGUAAUUAGACAGAAUAAAAGCGGUCCUGUUCAGGGUGAGGAAUCUCAACUUUCAAGAGUAAGCAUUAGUGAACCUCAAAGUGAAGAUGUGACAUCACUGCAAAAUUUGAAAACUGCAGAGGACAAGAGCCAAUUAGCAGAUAGCAUGCCAGGGUCUCCAGAGAAAUUGAGUGAUUCUACUUUACCAUUGGCAGAUGAGGAGGAUGUCUGUCCUACUUGUCUGGAAGAAUAUGAUGAGGAAAAUCCCCAAAUAACCACAAAAUGCGAUCACCAUUAUCAUCUUUCAUGCAUACUUGAGUGGAUGGAAAGAAGUGAUACAUGCCCCAUUUGUGAUCAGGAAAUGAUAUUCAGUGAAACAAACUAAAGUUAUCAUUUGAUGAGAGCUGUUAAAGGUUGGAAAAUCAACUUUGUAUUACUACUGAUAAGAGUUUAAGAUUCUCGCUGCAUUAAGGAAGAGAAGAGGUGGUAGAGGGGUUCUCUUCAUUUCCUUUUCACCUGUAACAUGUAAUAGCAAUCCUAUAUUGAAUUGACGUAUAAUAUCAAAUUCCUUGUUCAAAAUGAAAAUAUUUGUCAUUGAAAUUU
This is a messenger RNA of Cryptomeria japonica (Japanese cedar), 1858 nucleotides long. RefSeq names its product probable E3 ubiquitin-protein ligase RHB1A. The coding region runs from base 1083 to 1640 and encodes 185 amino acids. Gene Ontology annotation, molecular function: ubiquitin-protein transferase activity. Lineage: Eukaryota; Viridiplantae; Streptophyta; Pinopsida; Cupressales; Cupressaceae. The transcript is spliced from 6 exons. The record is from RefSeq and is a predicted model, not a curated record.